CCAUGGCUGCAAUGUGCCUCUUAUCCACUUUGGCCAUCCGGCUGCUCCGGCCGGCGCAGAGCUGCCGCCUCCACCAUCGCCCCUUCCACCUCUCGGCAGUUCGAAAUGAAGCUGUUGUCAUUUCGGGAAGGAAACUUGCUGAGCAGAUCAAGCAGGAAGUGCGGCAGGAGGUGGAAGAGUGGGUGGCGUCAGGCCACAGACGGCCGCACCUGAGUGUCGUCCUGGUUGGUGAGAAUCCUGCAAGUCACUCCUAUGUCCUCAACAAAACCAGAGCAGCUGCCGAUGUGGGAAUCAACAGUGAGACAAUUGUGAAACCAGCUUCAAUUUCAGAGGAAGAACUGUUGAAUUUAAUCAAUAAACUAAAUAAUGAUGAUAACGUAGAUGGCCUCCUUGUUCAGCUGCCUCUUCCAGAGCACAUUGAUGAGAGAAAGAUCUGCAAUGCUGUUUCUCCAGACAAAGAUGUUGAUGGCUUUCAUGUAAUUAACGUAGGGCGAAUGUGUUUGGACCAGAAUUCCAUGUUACCAGCUACUCCAUGGGGUGUGUGGGAAAUAAUUAAGCGAACUGGUAUUCCAACCCUGGGGAAGAACGUGCUUGUGGCUGGAAGGUCAAAAAACGUUGGAAUGCCCAUUGCAGUGCUGCUGCACACGGAUGGGGCGCACGAACGUCCCGGAGGUGAUGCCACUGUCACAAUAUCUCAUCGAUAUACUCCCAAGGAGCAGCUGAAGAAACAUACGGCUCUUGCAGAUAUUGUGGUCUCUGCUGCAGGCAUUCCAAAUCUGAUCACAGCAGAUAUGAUUAAGGAAGGAGCAGCUGUCAUUGAUGUGGGAAUAAACAGAAUUCAAGAUCCCAUAACUGCUAAACCCAAGUUGGUUGGAGAUGUGGAUUUUGAAGGAGUCAGGAAGAAAGCCGGUUACAUCACUCCAGUCCCUGGGGGUGUUGGUCCCAUGACAGUGGCAAUGCUAAUGAAGAAUACCAUUAUUGCUGCAAAAAAAGUGCUGAGGCUUGAAGAGCGGGAAGUACUGAAGUCUAAGGAGCUUGGAGUAGCAAGUAAUUAACUAUUGCGUCUUCUGUGUCAUGAACAGCACUCCAAGCUAGUUCACGAGGAAAACCAGGCCAAUAGAAAUGCAAUAUUUAUUCUACUUAAAUGGUUUAAAACAAUGCUUUCUAUUUAUUUGUAAGCUUAAAUGGGUGGGUGUUUGCACACAUAGCCCUGCAGUUACCCACCAGGGAACAUGCCACUAUCGUGCUGGGUCAUGGGAUCCAGCCAAGAGAAGCCAUUAACCUACUGAUUAACAGGGGGACCCUGUCACACUGAGAAUGGCUGCCUAACUUUGUCAACCACUUCGGUUAAAAUUUGUCUUUAUUAGGAGGACAGCUAUGCUUACCACCAUACCACCAACGCUGCACAAAUUUGUCUUUUCUACGAUUGCAUUUCCCAAGUGCUAUUCCAAUAAUGAGUUGAUGCUCACUUUAGGUUCCAAACCUUUUGAGUUCAACUGGUCAAACCAAAGGAAAAAUGUUGCAAGAGAAAAUUAGGGAAAAGGUAAAAAAGAAAGAAAUGAUGGUAGUUGAGUAGAAAAAAAAUUACCCUAAUUUAAUAUAUGUAUUGAUUGAUAACCAGAAGAAAAACUACAUGUUAAUAGUCUCCUAAGCUGUCAUUUUGUAGCUUAGUCAUUGGGAAAAUGUUUGGGGUUGUUUCAUUUGCUAUUAGCUCUCGUUUUAUGUUCGUUACCAUCCCUGAGGUUUCCCCAUUUUAGUUUUCUAGGAUUGAAAGGCUUAUUUUAUAAAUUAUUCAUGUGUGUUGUCAUAUUUGACUUUCCUACAUCCUUAAACUUCACUGUCAAAUUUUUAUACUGUUGGGGGUGUCUGUAUGGUUUCUUUAGUGUAUCUUGAAACCUGUAUUUGGAAAACAUAACUUGGGCUUAAUGAUCAUUCGGGCAGCUUGUAUAAGUGUGCAACUUACUUUUCCACCAAAGAACUGUCAACAGCUGCCGGCUUUUCUCUGAUGCACCUGUUGGCUUUUCUUGAUUGAUUUUUGAGAACUUGAGUUAAUACUGAAUUUAAUCAGACUUUCUGAUUAAAGGACUUUUUCCCUUCAUUUUGUUUUUUUAAAUAAAACACUUCUGACUGGUAUAGAAUGAGUUUCUGAAAUACUGUAUCUUUCUGCUACUAUCUUGUUGUGACCUAAUUUUUCUCAUUGGAUGUAAUCAACCUAAAUAUUCCUAUAUUUGGUAAUACCCAAUCCAAUGCCUUAAACAAAUUGGUUUAAAGAGCUGUGGAGAAAUCAGCCUAGUCCUUUUAAUCUUACAUCCCCAAAGGUUGUGCCAAGCCAGGAGUUUAAUGUGUAAGAUUCAUUUAAGUGGUUAGUCUUGUUCUGAUUAUUUUCUAAACCAUAUGUUCAAUUUACACAGGACUUCUUGAUGUGCUUUGCCAAGCCCCCCCGCCAUAUAUAUAAAUUUUUUUCAUGUGUCUGUGUGUGUGUGUUUAAAGCAUUAGUUUGAUUGCACAGAUUGAAAGGUAUUUGCUGUGGCACAUUUGCAGCGAGGAUAGGUCCAGUGUAUUCUGCUCAAGGGCUAGGUAUUUGGCUUUCAUGCAGGCAGAAACAACUCCUGUUCCAGGCAGCUUGAGGCAGAGAGGAAGGAGAGCAAUGCAGAGCUGACCUUCUCCCCCUCCUUGUUCAUGUGCCGCCUUUAUGCUUUUUCUUAUACAUUUAUUUAUUUUAUUUAUUUGUUUUGGGCUGUAGUGGGUCUUCGUUGCUGCGCACGCUUUCUCUAGUUGUGGUGAGUGGGGGCUACUCUUCAUUGCAGUGCGUGGGCUUCUCAUUGCGGUGGCUUCUCUUGUUGUGGAGCACGGGCUCUAGAGCACAGGCUCAGUAGUUGUGGCACACGGGCUUAGUUGCUCCGCAGCAUGUGGGAUCGUCCCUGACCAGGUAUCGAACCCAUGUCCCCUGCAUUGGCAGGUGGACUCUCAACUACUGCGCCACCAGGGAAGCCCGUCGCCUUUACGCUUUUGAUAGUUUUCUGGAGAUGAAGAGGGGUGAUAGUUGCUAGAGAUAUUUUUGCAAGUGAGGUGUAGUUCCUGUACAUCAGCCAUGCGUGCUGACUCACCCAAAUUAUUAAACAUGGAGCGAGACGAGCAGACAGGAUUAAGUUUUAUUGAACUGUAGUUACAAGUUAUUGUUACUGCAUGGAGAAGUACCAAUAUGUCAACCUAUUAAAAGCUAUGGAAA
Globicephala melas (long-finned pilot whale) is the source of this 3229-nucleotide messenger RNA. RefSeq names its product methylenetetrahydrofolate dehydrogenase (NADP+ dependent) 2, methenyltetrahydrofolate cyclohydrolase (gene MTHFD2). Lineage: Eukaryota; Metazoa; Chordata; Mammalia; Artiodactyla; Delphinidae. Gene Ontology annotation, molecular function: methylenetetrahydrofolate dehydrogenase (NADP+) activity; methenyltetrahydrofolate cyclohydrolase activity; methylenetetrahydrofolate dehydrogenase (NAD+) activity. Gene Ontology annotation, biological process: tetrahydrofolate interconversion. The record is from RefSeq and is a predicted model, not a curated record. Gene Ontology annotation, cellular component: mitochondrion.